Eimeria mitis is the source of this 1062-nucleotide messenger RNA. RefSeq lists its product as uncharacterized. Bases 1 to 1062 code for a protein of 353 amino acids. NCBI's taxonomy places the organism in Eukaryota, Apicomplexa, Conoidasida, Eucoccidiorida, Eimeriidae. The record is from RefSeq and is a predicted model, not a curated record. The transcript has 3 exons.
AUGACCGCUAGCAAGGGGGGCCCCCCGGGGGCCCCCAUGGGGGCCCCCGAAACUGUUAUAAGAGGAGCAACAAAGAGCUCAAGACAAAAAGCUGCAGCAGCAGCAGCAGCAGCAGCAGCAACAGCAGCAGGAGACCAUUCUCCUUCAUCUUCUGCUGCUACUGUUACUGCUGCAUCACCUACUGCUGCUUCGUCUUCUGCUGCUGCUGCUGCUGCUGCUGCUGCUGCUGCUGCUGUGGAUGUGCUUGGUGCUGAGGCGUAUAUUGUAUUUGACCCGAAACAAACAGAAAAACAAAAACAAACAAAUCAAGCAAUUCGCUCGCUGCUGCUGUCGCGCAGAAACACAGCAGCAGCAGCAGCAGCAGCAGCAGCAAACGGGGUCCCCGGGGGCCCCCAGGUAACCGAAGCAGCAGAGACGGAGGCCCCUUCAGCUUCUGCAGCAGCAGCAACAGCAGCAGCAGCAGGAGCAGGAGCUCGUACAUAUGCUAGUGGUGAAGCAGCAUCAGCAGGAACAGCAGCAGCAGCAGCAGCAGCAGGAUCUGCUGCUGCUGCUGCAGCAACAGCAGCAGCAGGGGAUCGGGAUCGUCGGCCGCUGCCGCUCCCCGAGGGACGGAGGCCCCUUCAGCUUCUGCAGCAGCAACAGCAGCAGCAGCAGGAGCAGGAGCUCGUACAUAUGCUAACGGUGAAGCAGCAUCAGCAGGAACAGCAACAGCAGCAGCAGCAGCAGCAGCAGGAGGACCUGCUGCUGCUGCUGCAGCAACAGCAGCAGCAGGGGAUCGGGAUCGUCGGCCGCUGCCGCUCCCCGAGGGGAUCGGGAUCGUCGGCCGCUGCCGCUCCCCGAGUUCACUUUGCUGCCGGAGCUGCCGGAGUCGCCUCCGCGUUCACCGCGGCAGCAGCUGCUGCAGCCGUGGCAGCUGCAGCAGCACGAGCGGCUGCUGCGGCUGCAGCAGCAGCAGCUGCAGCAGCAGCAGCAGCAGAUGGGCAGCCCAUACAGGGGAUCCGCGAGGGGCCCAAGGCCCCUGAAAAGAGACAGAGAGAGAGCGAGUGCAGCAGCAAAAGCUGA